GCAUGCGCGCCGCCCGGCGGCCGCUCAGGGUACAAGAUGUCGGCGCAGGGGGACUGCGAGUUCCUGGUGAAGCGGGCCCGAGAGCUGGUGUCGGGGGACCUGUGGGCGGCCAAGGCCUGGCUCAUCACGGCGCGGAGCCUCUACCCCGCCGAUUUCAACAUCCAGUAUGAGAUGUACACUAUUGAGAGGAAUGCUGAAAGGACAGCAUCUGCAGGCAGGCUGCUCUAUGACAUGUUUGUGAAUUUUCCAGACCAACCUGCUGUAUGGAGGGAGAUUAGCGUUAUUACAUCAGCAUUAAGGAGUGACUCACAGGACAAACAGACACAAUUUUUAAGAGGAUUAUUUGAAACCCUUCCUGGUCGGAUCCAGUGUGAAAUGCUACUGAAGGCCACAGAACAGUGUUUUAACACAUUAGAAAGGGCAGAAAUGCUACUUCUACUUCUGCGACGUUUCCCAGAGACUGUGGUGCAACAUGGGGUAGGCCUUGGAGAAACAUUGUUAGAUGCUGAAAGUAUCGAAGAACAAGAAUCCCCAGUGAAUUGUUUUAGAAAAUUAUUUGUUUGUGAUGUUCUUCCUCUGAUAAUUAACAACCCUGAUGUUCGACUUCCUGCUAGCUUGUUAUAUAAAUACCUGAAUAAAGCGGCAGAAUUUUAUAUUAACUACGUAACUAGAUCUACACAGACAGAAAGCCAAUAUCAAGGUUCACAAGACUCCUCUGAUAUUAUGUCUCCAAGCAAGCGUAGCUCUCAGAAAUACGUAAUUGAUGGUCUCACAGAGAAAUCAUCACAGGUUACAGAUCCUUGGGAGAGGCUGUUUAAAAUACUGUCUGUGGUGGGAAUGAGGUGUGAAUGGCAAAUGGAUAAAGGAAGAAGAAGUUUUGGUGAUAUUUUACAUCGAAUGAAAGACCUCUGCAGAUACAUCAGUAACUUUGAUAGCGAUGCACACAUUAAAUAUAAGAAUCAAGUAGUGUAUUCCACGAUGCUGGUCUUCUUUAAAAAUGCAUUCCAGUAUGUCAGCAACAUCCAGCCGUCACUCUUUCAAGGUCCAAAUGCUCCAAACCAAACCCCAUUGGUUCUUCUUGAGGAUGUGACCAACAUCUAUGGUGAUACAGAUAUUGAUCGUAACAAACACAUACACAAAAAGAGGAAACUUGCCGAGGGAAGAGAAAAAACAAUGAGCUCAGAUGAUGAGGAUCCUUCUGGGAAGGCACGAAGUCGACAUAUUACAGUAAACAAGGCAGAUCUUGCAAACUCUAUUGAAGUAUUAGAGAGCUUUAAACUGGCAAGAGAGAGCUGGGAGCUGCUCUAUUCACUGGAAUCACUCGACAAAGAGUUCACCAGAAUUUGCUUGGCAUGGAAGACGGACAGCUGGCUUUGGUUAAGAAUCUUUCUUACAGACAUGAUCAUCUACCAGGGGCAGUACAAGAAAGCAAUUAGCAGCCUACAUCACUUAGCAGCUCUUCAGGGCUCUCAUUCUCCACAGCAAAUUACAGGUCAAGGAUCACUAGAAAAUCAGAGAGCACUAAUACAGUUAGCAACAUGCCAUUUUGCCCUUGGAGAAUAUCGGCAAACCUGUGAAAAAGUGCUUGACCUCAUGUGCUGUAUUUCACUUCCAAUACAAGAAGGAGGUAGAGUACAAGAAGAACAACCUAAAGUAAAGUCUAAAUUCAGGAAAGGGUCUGAUUUGAAACUUUGGCCAUGUACCAGUAGAGCGAUCAUGCCUUACUGCCUUCAUCUAUUGUUAGCUUGUUUCAAGCUCAGAGCUUUCACAGACAGCAGAGAUGAUAUGGCACUGGGCCAUGUAGUUGUUCUGCUUCAGCAUGAGUGGCCAAGGGGUGAGAACUUGUUCCUGAAAGCCAUCAACAAAAUCUGCCAACAAGGAAACUUCCAGUAUGAGAAUUUUUUCAACUAUGUCACGAAUAUUGAUAUGUUGGAGGAAUUCGCUUAUUUAAGAACACAGGAAGGAGGGAAAAUUCAUCUGGAACUGCUACCAAAUCAAGCAAUGUUAAUCAAGACUUCUAGCCCUCCCAUGGGGUUACUGCAGCAGGAAUUCAUACCUGUGCUACAGCCCAGCAUACAGACUGCUGACAGGCAUCACACAGUUACCCGUGGUAUAACUAAAGGAGUGAAAGAAGAUUUUCGCCUGGCCAUGGAGCGCCAGGUCUCGCGCUGUGGGGAAAAUCUCAUGGUGGUCUUGCAUAGGUUCUGCAUUAAUGAGAAAAUACUGCUGCUGCAGACUCUCGCUUGAAUGGACUGGAUCGUGAUAAAGUGCCUCUUACAGAGAGAGGGGAAGGCUCUUCACUGUAUGAACAGCAUUGUGGCAGUGAAAAAUCACUUGUCCAGGGAGUCAAAGAAGUUCCCUAUGAGGUACAGGCUCUGCAAUACACAGGCACUACCCAGUGUUUGCUACCACUUCAUUUUCUAAUGUGGGUAGAUCAAACUUUAUAAAUAAAACUUUAAGUCUUCUGUAAUGUCC
Molecule: messenger RNA, 2475 nt
Organism: Melopsittacus undulatus (budgerigar)
Lineage: Eukaryota; Metazoa; Chordata; Aves; Psittaciformes; Psittaculidae
Gene: INTS10
Product: integrator complex subunit 10
Exons: 18
Coding region: 37-2247 (736 amino acids)
Biological process (GO): snRNA processing
Cellular component (GO): integrator complex
Source: RefSeq, a predicted model, not a curated record